AGCGCUCGGCCUUCCGGAGCGGACGGCGGCGGUCGGGCUUCACCAUGCCGGACUACCUGGGAGCGGACCAGCGCAAGACCAAGGAGGAGGAGAAGGAGGACAAACCCAUCCGCGCGUUGGAUGAAGGAGAUAUCGCCUUGCUGAAGACCUACGGCCAGAGCACAUACUCCAGGCAGAUCAAGCAAGUGGAAGAUGACAUUCAACAACUGCUUAAGAAAAUCAAUGAGCUCACUGGAAUUAAGGAAUCCGACACUGGCCUGGCUCCUCCUGCUCUUUGGGAUCUGGCUGCAGAUAAGCAAACUCUCCAAAGUGAGCAGCCUUUACAGGUUGCCAGAUGUACAAAGAUAAUCAACGCAGACUCUGAGGAUCCCAAAUACAUCAUCAAUGUCAAGCAGUUUGCCAAGUUUGUGGUGGAUCUCAGUGACCAGGUGGCACCUACUGAUAUUGAAGAAGGCAUGAGAGUUGGAGUGGACAGAAACAAGUAUCAAAUCCACAUCCCCUUGCCUCCAAAGAUUGAUCCCACAGUCACCAUGAUGCAAGUAGAAGAAAAACCAGAUGUCACUUACAGUGACGUUGGUGGUUGUAAAGAGCAGAUUGAAAAGCUCAGAGAGGUGGUUGAAACCCCCUUGCUUCACCCUGAAAGAUUUGUUAACCUUGGAAUUGAGCCUCCCAAAGGAGUGCUUCUGUUUGGGCCACCUGGUACAGGCAAAACACUUUGUGCCCGUGCUGUUGCUAACAGGACUGAUGCCUGCUUCAUCAGGGUAAUUGGCUCUGAGCUGGUGCAGAAGUAUGUGGGAGAGGGAGCACGAAUGGUUCGUGAACUCUUUGAAAUGGCCAGAACUAAAAAAGCUUGUCUUAUAUUCUUUGAUGAAAUUGAUGCCAUUGGAGGUGCUCGCUUUGAUGAUGGUGCUGGGGGUGACAAUGAAGUGCAGCGCACAAUGCUGGAGCUGAUCAACCAGUUGGAUGGUUUUGACCCACGAGGCAACAUCAAAGUGCUGAUGGCUACAAACAGGCCUGAUACCCUGGAUCCAGCUCUGAUGAGGCCUGGGAGAUUGGAUAGGAAGAUAGAGUUUAGCUUGCCUGAUCUUGAGGGGCGGACUCACAUAUUCAAGAUACAUGCCCGUUCAAUGAGUGUUGAAAGGGACAUAAGGUUUGAGCUGUUGGCUCGACUGUGUCCUAAUAGCACAGGAGCUGAGAUUCGCAGUGUCUGCACAGAGGCAGGCAUGUUUGCAAUCCGAGCACGCCGAAAAAUCGCAACUGAGAAAGACUUCUUAGAAGCAGUGAACAAAGUCAUUAAAUCCUACGCAAAAUUCAGUGCUACUCCCCGCUACAUGACCUACAACUGAUAUCUUGGAGUGCUUUUCCUGUUUCUGCAGUUAAAUUUUCCGUGAAACCAAAAUCUGUACGUAUGCGGUAACUCCUGGCUUGUUCCUGGGAGCCAGAAAUAAAUGAAGUGUUCCAAACGA
Messenger RNA from Gallus gallus (chicken), 1466 nucleotides. It is a transcript of the gene PSMC2, whose product is annotated as proteasome 26S subunit, ATPase 2. Gene Ontology annotation, molecular function: ATP hydrolysis activity; ATP binding; proteasome-activating activity. The record is from RefSeq and is marked provisional. Lineage: Eukaryota; Metazoa; Chordata; Aves; Galliformes; Phasianidae. Gene Ontology annotation, cellular component: proteasome regulatory particle, base subcomplex. Gene Ontology annotation, biological process: proteasome-mediated ubiquitin-dependent protein catabolic process. Bases 45 to 1346 code for a protein of 433 amino acids. The transcript has 12 exons.